Molecule: messenger RNA, 2508 nt
Organism: Gossypium raimondii (Peruvian cotton)
Lineage: Eukaryota; Viridiplantae; Streptophyta; Magnoliopsida; Malvales; Malvaceae
Exons: 7
Coding region: 1-2508 (835 amino acids)
Source: RefSeq, a predicted model, not a curated record
AUGGAUCCGGAACGAGCUAGUACAGAUGAAGUAGAAAGUAAUGCGCCUGCUUCCGCAGAAGGGAUGGCGCCACUAGAUGUUAAUGUUAGUGAAAGACCUGCAUCAGUUAGACAGGGAGGAGGAGCUAGAGAAGCCUUCUUCCAAGCCAUGACUGAUUGGUUUGUCGAGUUCGUUCGUACGAAUCCGGCUAUAAGACCUCCACCCCUUCAAGAAUCACAGGUUCCCCAUGUAGCUUCCCCAGCUGCAGGUAUAGUUAUCAGGGAGAGACCACCUGUUGAUAAGAUUAGGAAGCAAGGGGCUGAAGAAUUUCGGGCUACCAAAGAUGAUGAUGCAGAAAAAGCGGAAUUCUGGCUUGAGAAUACAAUCAGGGUUUUUGAAGAAUUAUCUUCUUACCAUUGGUGGAAGACCCUCGUGUCAGUAGUACCAAGUGAGAGGGUUACAUGGGAUUUCUUUCAGGAGGAGUUCCGAAAGAAGUACAUCAGCCAGAGAUUUAUAGAUCAGAAAAGGAAGGAGUUUCUUGAGCUAAAACAAGGUAAAAUGUCUGUGACUGAAUAUGAACGCGAAUUUGUCAGACUUAGUAAGUAUGCACGGGAAUUUGUAUCCACCGAAGCCAACAUGUGCAAGAGAUUUGAAGAUGGGCUUAAUGAUGACAUCCGACUAUCAGUGGGUGUAUUGGAAAUUAGAGAGUUUGUUGUUCUGGUAGAAAGAGCCUGUAAAGUAGAAGACUUGUUAAAAGAAAAAGAGAAAGGCAAAGCUGAAGCUGAAGCACAGGAUACAAAGAAGAGGCAGAUGAGUAAAUCAUUUCAGUCUACAUCUAAGAGGCCUAGGGAGCUCUCUAGCGGAUCAUAUUUUCCAGCUAGAUAUCCUGGCCGAAGCAGGGGCAGAAGAUUUGAGGGUUCUAGAGCUCAAACCACUAUAGUUGCAAGUACUGGCAGUACUCGACCUCCUAGGCCGGAAUGUCCUCAAUCUAAAAGAGAAGAGAUAACGUGUGUGAGAUCAGGAAAUGCUCCUACUAGAGGUAGACCGCAGAGAAACCCAGGAGUGGGAGCGAGUAAUAGGAGUGCAUCCAGAGAUUCAGCAGCGAGAUCAGAUGUUAGAGCACCCGCGAGAACAUAUGCUAUUCGUGCUCGUGAAGAGGCGUCCUCUCCUGAUAUAAUUGCGGUAUCUGAGUCAAAGAUACAGGUAGUGCCAGUUGUAUGUGAAUUUUCUGAUGUGUUUCCAGAGGAGUUACCAGGGUUGCCACCAGAAAGAGAAGUGGAAUUUUCUAUAGAUUUGAUUCCGGGAACUGCCCCAAUUUCCAUAGCUCCGUAUCGUAUGGCUCCUACAGAAUUAAAAGAGUUAAAUGCACAGUUACAGGAACUUAUACGGGUAAAAGAGCCAGAUGUGCCAAAGACAGCUUUCAGAACCAGGUAUGGGCAUUAUGAGUUUCUGGUUAUGCCGUUUGGGUUGACUAAUGCACCUGCAGUAUUCAUGGAUUUGAUGAACCGGAUAUUCAGACCGUAUCUAGAUAGGUUUGUAGUAGUUUUCAUUUAUGACAUUUUAGUCUAUUCUCGGGAUGAAACUGAGCAUGCAGAACAUUUGAGAAUAGUGUUGCAAAUUCUGCGUGAAAAGAAACUUUAUGCUAAAUUCAGUAAAUGUGAAUUUUGGCUUCGAGAGGUAGGUUUUCUAGGACAUAUUGUAUCCGCAGAAGGCAUCAGGGUAGAUCCGAGUAAAAUUUCAGCUAUUGUCAAUUGGAGUCCACCGAAGAAUGUAUUUGAAGUUAGAAGUUUCUUGGGUUUAGCUGGUUAUUAUCGGAGAUUUGUACAGGGGUUUUCUAUGAUAGCUUCUCCAAUGACCCGUUUAUUACAGAAAGAUGUUAAAUUUGAAUGGACAGAUAAAUGCCAGCAAAGUUUUGAUCGAUUAAAGGAGUUGUUGACGAAAGCACCUGUGUUAGUACAGCCUGAAUCGGGUAAGGAAUUUAUUAUUUAUAGUGAUGCAUCAUUAAAUGGUUUGGGUUGUGUCUUGAUGCAAGAAGAUAAAGUAAUAGCCUAUGCUUCAAGACAACUUAAGCCACAUGAAAGAAACUACCCCGUACAUGAUUUUGAAUUAGCUGCUAUUGUAUUUGCAUUGAAAAUAUUGUGGCAUUAUUUGUAUGGUGAAAAGUGUCAUAUUUAUACUGAUCACAAAAGCUUGAAAUAUUUGAUGACACAGAAAGAUUUGAAUCUGAGACAACGCAGGUGGCUUAAACUGAUAAAGGAUUAUGAUUUGGUUAUUGAUUACCAUCCGGAAGCUUUGGGUACUCAGUUGCAUUUCAGUACUGCAUUUCAUCCUCAGACAGAUGGCCAAUCUGAGUGUUGGGGCGAUGCUCUUGGAACUGGUAUGCUUAAAGCUUCAGUGUCUGAUACAAUCUUCAUAGCAUCUGUUUCGUGGGUGUUGUUUAAUUCUUUAGUGGUUUAUUACUUCAGCCAAAAGGAAGAGCAAUUAAGGUUGAAGAUAGCAUCAAUGAACGCCAACCAUCCAUGGAUAUAA